Molecule: messenger RNA, 1176 nt
Organism: Aspergillus clavatus NRRL 1
Lineage: Eukaryota; Fungi; Ascomycota; Eurotiomycetes; Eurotiales; Aspergillaceae
Product: H(+)-transporting V1 sector ATPase subunit C
Exons: 5
Coding region: 1-1176 (391 amino acids)
Biological process (GO): proton transmembrane transport
Cellular component (GO): vacuolar proton-transporting V-type ATPase, V1 domain
Molecular function (GO): proton-transporting ATPase activity, rotational mechanism
Source: RefSeq, a predicted model, not a curated record
AUGUCCAAGUCCAGCAAGUACCUCCUCGUCUCGCUCCCCACCUCCAUCACUCCCUCCCACCAUCGCGAUGACGCCCUCGACGCCAUAUCCACAACCGUUUCACCCGACAAUGGCUCCGUAGCACCCUUUCCGGUUCCCGAAUUCAAGAUCGGUACUCUCGAUGCUCUGGUGCAGCAGGCCGAUGAGCUGGCGAAACUCGAAGCUUCCUGCCAUGGUGUCGUGACCAAGGUCGGCGAAGCGUUGAAGAACGUCCUUGAGGGAGACGAAGACCAGAUCGAUAAGAUGAAGGUGGUCAAUGAUAAGCCUGUUGAUCAAUACCUUAGGACCUUCUCGUGGAACAAGGUCAAGUAUCGUGCUGAUAAGCCGCUGGCGGAGUUGAUUGAUCUUCUACAGAAGGAAGCCGCUAGUAUCGACAAUGACGUCCGGUCGAAGUAUUCGCAAUACAACCAGGUGAAGAACAACCUGGCGACACUGCAACGGAAACAGACAGGCAAUCUCUCCACCAAAUCCCUCGCAUCCGUCGUUGACCCCCGCACCCUCGUCCAUGAUUCCGAGUACAUCGAGACACAUCUUGUCGCCGUCCCCGCACAGCUGGUCAAAGAGUUCCUCAAGACAUACGAAACCGUGGCGCCGAUGGUUGUCCCCCGGUCCGCGACGCUUGUAGCAUCGGACGACGAGUUUACCCUCUACGCGGUCACAACGUUCAAGAAACACAGCCUGGAGUUCGUGCACCGGUGUCGCGAGCAGAAGUGGAUUCCGCGAGAUUUCAAGUACGUGGAGGGCGGCAAGGAAGAGGAACGGAAGGAAGUCGAGCGCGUGGGCGGGGACGAGCGCAAGUUGUGGGGGGAAACGCUGCGGCUGGGACGCACUGCGUGGAGCGAGGCAGUGAUGGUGUGGAUCCAUGUGCUUGUCUUACGGGUGUUUGUUGAGACCGUGCUGCGGUAUGGUCUGCCGCUGGACUUUGUCUGCACGAUCAUCAGGACACAAAACGCGAAACAGGCCGAUAAGGCGAAACGGAACCUGGACGAGAAGUACUCGUAUCUGGCCGGCAAUGCCUUUGGACGGGACAAGAAGGGUCGGGUCAAGCGAGACGACCCGCACGAGAUGCAGGCAGGUGGCGAGGGGGGAGGCGCAGAGUACACGGCGUAUGUGUACUACGAGUUUGAAUUCAAUUGA